ACAAUCACCGCCACUACACGGAAGUGCUUGACGUCUUUCCGGCCAAGCGGCGAGCACACACGUGUAGUGCGGUGGGAAAAAACAUGUCGAAAAAACAAAGUUCUACUUCUUUAGCGACGGAAAAGCCGGACUCGCCACCUAUCACCGGACGGACCCGUAGCGGCCGCGCUAUCCGUGCUCCACCAACACUUCAUGCCUCUGAAACUCCGGCGAAGAGUUCCAGUCGUAGGACGACCAGGAGGUCUGUUAUACCGGAGCAGAACGAGAAAGAACCGGAGGAUGAGGUGAAGCCCACGAUAGAAUGUGUAGAACCUACAUUAGUGGAGCUAAUGGAGGAGAAGCCCACGAUAGAAUGUGUAGAAACUACAUUAAUGGAGCCAAUGGAGGAGAAACCCACGAUAGAAUGUGUAGAAACUACAUUAGUGGAGCCAAUGGAGGAGAAGCCCACGAUAGAAUGUGUAGAAACUACCUUAGUGGAGGACAAGCCCACAAUAGAAUGUGUAGAACCUACCUUAGUGGAGGACAAGCCCACAAUAGAAUGUGUAGAACCUACGUUAGUGGAGCUGGUGGAGGAGAAGCCCAUGGAAGUCUGCGUGAAACCCACCCCAGCGGCGCCGUGCACAGAAGCCGCACCAGACGGCCAAGUGUCCAGGCCUUCACCGGCGGGGAGAGGGGCAUCGAUCCCGACAUCUCAGCCCAAGAAGAAGCCUCGUCUGGGGCAAAGCGAGAAGCCCAAAGCCGUCGUUAUUCCUCUGGGGAAGCCCAAAUCAGGACGAGUGUGGAAGAAUCGUAACAAACAGCGGUUCUCAGCGGUGGUCAGAGACUCGUCACUGUGCUCGUCCUGGGAGAAGAAGAUGGCGGCCAAGCGAGAGAAGCAGCUGGUGAAGCAAUAUUCUUUGCAGCUGAAAGAGCAGAAAGCCAAACAGAAGGAGGACAAGAGGAAACGCAGAGAGGACAACUUGAAACGACGCGAGGAGAACGAGCGCAAAGCGGAGAUCGUGCAAGUGAUACGGAACACGGCGAAGAUCAAGCGGAUGAAGAAGAAGCACCUGAGGAAGAUCGAGAAGCGGGACACGCUCGCUCUAAUGGAGAACAACAAAGACAAGAACAAGGUCAAAAGCAAACCGGCAAAGAAAAACCAGACUGAAAAGUCGACCUGAGGACUGACGUACACACACACAAAAUUCAUUAUUAUUGAAAAAAUAA
Nerophis lumbriciformis (worm pipefish) is the source of this 1206-nucleotide messenger RNA. It is a transcript of the gene ccdc86, whose product is annotated as coiled-coil domain containing 86. Gene Ontology annotation, cellular component: nucleolus. The record is from RefSeq and is a predicted model, not a curated record. Lineage: Eukaryota; Metazoa; Chordata; Actinopteri; Syngnathiformes; Syngnathidae.